Messenger RNA from Oreochromis niloticus (Nile tilapia), 1845 nucleotides. Its product is annotated as ADP-ribosyl cyclase/cyclic ADP-ribose hydrolase 1-like. The coding region runs from base 1 to 1029 and encodes 342 amino acids. Gene Ontology annotation, molecular function: NAD+ nucleosidase activity, cyclic ADP-ribose generating; phosphorus-oxygen lyase activity. Gene Ontology annotation, biological process: positive regulation of B cell proliferation. The record is from RefSeq and is a predicted model, not a curated record. Gene Ontology annotation, cellular component: plasma membrane. Lineage: Eukaryota; Metazoa; Chordata; Actinopteri; Cichliformes; Cichlidae. The transcript is spliced from 8 exons.
AUGGAGCAAGAGAAGCAAGAGAAGCAAGAGGAGCAAGAGGAGCAAGAGAAGCAAGAGAAGCAAGAGGAGCAAGAGGAGCAAGAGAAGCAAGAGAAGCAAGAGGAGCAAGAGAAGCAAGAGGAGCAACAGGAGCAAGAGGACCAACAAGAGCAACAGGAGCAAGAGAAGCAAGAGAAGCAAGAGAAGCAAGAGGAGCAAGAGGAGCAAGAGAAGCAAGAGAAGCAAGAGAAGCAAGAGGAGACUCCUCGUCCAUGGAAACGCAUAUUAAGUGCCAUCACUGUCCUUAUUAUUGUAACCAUUGGUGGGGUGUUGGGACCAAUUCUACAAACAAACGAAAGUGACCCUAAAUCUACAUUUUUGUCUAGGUGUAAGAAGUUCAAUCAAUAUGACUGUCAAAAGCUAUGGGAUGCCUUUCAGCAGGCCUAUGUGAACAAGGAUCCAUGUAAAGUUCCAGUGGAAGCUUAUGAUCCCCUGAUUGCUGCAGCCCCCUUCAAACCUCAGUGCAACAAAAUGAUGUUCUGGAGCAAAACCAAGGUUGUGGUCCAUGGUUUCACUGCAAAGAGAAAGGAUUGUUUUGUCACUUUGGAGGACACUCUGUUGGGAUAUUCCCUGAAUGGUCUGACCUGGUGUGGAAAAAAAGGCAGCAACGAUACCUUCACUACUGGGUGCCCAAGAACGUGUGAAAACAACCCUGUUGACUCAUUUUGGAUUCGUGCCUCUGCUGCUUAUGCAGAUGUUGCCUGUGGUGAUGUCACGGCAAUGCUAAGCGGGUCCACCACCACACCAUUCGAUCCUACAAGUACUUUUGCAAAAGUUGAGGUGACGAGGUUUAAAGCCCCUAAGGUCAGGAGCCUGAAUGUUGUUAUGGUCAUACAGAAGAAUGCCAAAUCAAACUGCAAAAACGCAUCCCUACAGAAAUUAAAGAACGCGCUACAUAAAGGGAUAACAUACAGCUGCAAAGACGUGCCUGAAUCUCGGAUUCAGGAAUGCGGCUCCAAACCACAGAUAGCAUGUAGAACCUGCUGGUGAACAAGUCUGACUGUAUCAGACACAACAUAAUAGCAUUCAGCCACAGAAACCUUUCUCUUGUUUCCUUUUCAAUUUUUAAAUAAACUCUGAGUAUUUUUUUUUCACAUACAUGUGAAAUAUGUUUUUCAAAUGAACAUCUGCAAUACAUCACAUUAUGAAAAUAUUGUUUUUCAUUUUGCGGGAUCUGACGUGAAACUUUUGUUUUGUUUUGUUUGUUUGUUUUAAUUAAACACACUGAGUAUGAAGGCUGCUAUCUCCUGGUCACAAAAUAUGCAUUAUUUUCAAAAUAAAAUAUUAAGACACAAGGUUGUAAACUUUAUUUGUAUUUCAGUGUAAUAAUGAUUGUUAUGUAAUCACAUUUGAAUCCAGUAAAGUGCAAACACAUCAUGUCUUUGUUGUUUAAAGUCUGGACUGAAAAUCUGUUGCAACAGUUCUUAUGGGGUGACGAAUGCAAAUUUGAAGUUUUUUCUUCACAUUGUCGGCAUGUGUCGAGGAUGUACAACAGUGAGUGUCUAAAGCCAUCUAUAAAACACCAUGGCGUCUGUGUCAUGGUUUGGGGCUUCAUUUCAACAAGUAUGGAUUGGUCUCCCCAGAGCCCGAAUCUCAACAAUAUUAAAGCAGAGUGGAAUCAUCUCGACAGAACCGAAGGCAGCCAACAUCCAAAGAAAAGCUUUAAAAUCCUCCAAGAAGCCUAGAGAACUAUUCCUGAAGACUACUUAAAGGAAUGACAAGAAAAUCUAGACUUUCAUGGUCAUUAGAAUUGUACAAACUCUUGCCUUAUACACUCUAUUUUCAUGCAUGUUUGCACAUAUUUUA